This is a messenger RNA of Hemicordylus capensis (graceful crag lizard), 3104 nucleotides long. It is a transcript of the gene RAB6A, whose product is annotated as RAB6A, member RAS oncogene family. Gene Ontology annotation, molecular function: GTPase activity; GTP binding. The transcript has 8 exons. Lineage: Eukaryota; Metazoa; Chordata; Lepidosauria; Squamata; Cordylidae. The record is from RefSeq and is a predicted model, not a curated record. The coding region runs from base 417 to 1043 and encodes 208 amino acids.
GGGAGGGGGAGAGGCGGGGCCUGCGCGCGAGGCGGAGGCCGGCGGCAGGCGGGGCCGAAAUUACCUCAGCGGUGCGGGCUGGGCUGCGUCGUGGCUGCUGCUUGGCUGGCUGGCGAAGCGCUCUCCUCCUCGGUCUCCGCGGCCGCCGCACUCUCUCCCUUCGCCGCUCCCUUCCCUUGCCGGGGUCCUCUGGCUCCUUUCCUUCCUCCGUGAGUGGAGGGCGGGGGAAUACCACCCCAGGCAAGAAGAAGGAGGAGGAGCCGGCGGCGAGGAAGACCUCGGGCGAGGAAGAGCCCCCCCAGCCCUCCUCCUCCUCCUCACCCCCACCCCCCUCUCCCUCCCUCCCUUCCUCUCCCCCCCUCCGGCCCAGCGAAGCCAGGUCCGCAGGCGGCACCCUCCGCGGCGGCGUCCUCAUCAUGUCGGCGGGCGGGGACUUCGGCAACCCGCUGCGGAAAUUCAAGCUGGUCUUCCUCGGGGAGCAGAGCGUGGGGAAAACGUCUUUGAUUACCAGGUUCAUGUAUGACAGCUUUGAUAACACCUACCAGGCAACAAUUGGUAUUGACUUCUUAUCAAAAACCAUGUACUUGGAGGAUCGCACAGUACGGUUGCAAUUAUGGGACACAGCAGGUCAAGAGCGGUUCAGGAGCUUGAUUCCUAGCUACAUUCGUGACUCCACUGUUGCAGUUGUUGUUUAUGAUAUCACAAAUGUAAACUCAUUCCAGCAAACUACAAAAUGGAUUGAUGAUGUCAGAACGGAAAGAGGUAGUGAUGUCAUCAUCAUGCUAGUAGGAAACAAAACAGAUCUAGCAGAUAAGAGGCAAGUGUCAAUUGAAGAAGGAGAGAGGAAAGCCAAAGAGCUGAAUGUAAUGUUUAUUGAAACUAGCGCAAAGGCCGGCUACAAUGUAAAACAGCUUUUCCGGCGUGUGGCUGCUGCAUUGCCUGGAAUGGAAAGCACACAGGACAAAAGCAGAGAAGACAUGAUCGACAUCAAACUUGAAAAGCCCCAAGAGCAGCCAGUCAGUGAAGGGGGCUGUUCGUGCUAAUAGUGUGUUGCUUUUCUCUUACUUUUCUCCAGACCAUCACUGCUUCUUUCCUCCCUCCCUUCCCUUGACUCAUUGACAGCAGUGUGACUAUUGGCUUGCCCUUUUCUCCCCACCCAUGUCAGUAACAUAGCGUGGUUCAUCAUUGCUUCCUGUCUCGUGAAGAUGAUCUGUUAGCUUCACAAGCACAAAAGAAAGUCAGUGUCUUGGUUAUUUAUAAGGAAACAAACAAAGAGCCAAAAUGAUUCUAGCAUAUUCCAGUAAGUCUAAAAACAAAGAGAAAGAUAGGCACAAAAUUGGUAAAUAUUUUGUUCCUUUUUUUAAAAAAGUUCUUAUAUUGCACUUUUGGAAUGAUGGAAAUGGGAGUAAAAAUGUGGUCUGGAUUUGGUGAAAAGGGAUGUGCAAGGUAAUACUCUGACUGGAAAAAUAGCCAGUAUUCAGGGCAAGCAAAGUGGAGAGAUUGUAUGAUGAAAGCUUAUCCUUUUCCAAAACAAAAAUUGCUUUGCCUUUUCAGCCAAGAUCCUCUGACCCUUUCCCCCUAACAAUAGCCUUUUAGAAAUGCAGAGCUGGCUAUUGCAUUUUAAUUUUUUAUUACUAUUCUUUUAUAGUAUGGCCAAACAUCCUCCUGGCAUCUGCUAAUGAGAUGUUUUUUUACAGGGGCAAGGUUACAGAUUGGGUUGGCUAUACAGAGUUUUAGAAAUCUUGUUUGUUCUAUAUAGAUGCCCCUCAGAGCAAAAACAUUUUGCUAUUGCAUUGGGGUGGAAUGUUUUCAAACUUGGGAGAGGCAUAGAGGCUUGAAACAGGUUCUCUUUUGGCAUCAAAAAAAAUAAUUUGGUUAAACUGAAUCAAGAUCUCCAAAAAGUAGGAUGUUGAAGCUACCAAACAGUGAGCAUAAAAUAUAAAAGUUAAUGUGUAAUGAGGAGGAAGAAGGGACAGGCUAUUUCUAGUUAAGUUCAAGGUAAAUGGAAAGAAGGGUAGGGGAGUUUACUUGUAAAAAGUAGGUUUGAAAAGUCCCUUAGCUGAGGAGGGGAAGGGAACACAGUAAGAUGGAAACAAACUUAAAAUUAUGCAGAUUUUGCCUUUUUGUUUUCUUUUUUUUUUAACAUUGGGUCUUCAGAGUCUAGUAUAUUUGUUAAUUCUGCAUAGUUUGGUUAAAUAACUGGUUGUUUAGUAUUAACGGAAUUAUAAUUAACUAUGGUUUCUUUCAAUAUUUAUUUCUCUGCUUUAAUUUUUUUUACUUUUUGUUGUUAAGGGUGUUUUUUUGUUUUGUUGAGGAACUUAUUAAUCCAUUUUAGUGCUUUGCUGAAGUCACAAGAUGUAGCUACCCAAGAGAAACACUGAGACAUGGACACACAUUCACACACUUACUCUAGAAGUGCACUCUCUUAAUCUGUACUAGUCAUUGUGAAUUGCUGCGUAAGUUAAACACAAUUGUAAAUACAUUGUUUGCAGGAGGAUAUUUGCAGCUGAGAGGGGUACAAAACACCUGUUUUCUAAAUGAUAACACUUAAAGCAGGGAGGGGUCUCCCUCUCCUUCUUGAAUACCCUCAUCUUAAGGGAGAAGCCCUCUCCUCUAGCAUCCCAGCUUCGGCUGGACACACGCAAGGUUUCCGUUUUUCCUGCAUUGUGGAACUGGAAUGGCAAGUUCAUCACUUUGACCUGAGUUUCCAAUAACUUUGCAUAUACCAGUAGUGUCAUGUUAUGGGACAGAAUAAGACAUACAAAUGCUUUUAAUGCAAUAUUGAAGAGGUGAUUUUCUUUUCUUUUCUUUUCUUCUUCUUUUUUUUAAAGUAGCAUGUCUGGAAAUAUGUGUUUAAAUAUGGUGACAGAUGACAUUCUUUAAAAAAAAAAGAAACUAUAGGAGACGUGGCUACUUUUCCUGUAUUGUUGUAUUCUUACAUGUGCGCGCAAAAAACAAAAUCCAUCUUGCUGCUUUUAAUAUUGAGUUUUCCGUGGCUUGGGUUCUUAAAGCAAUGAAAUGUGUACACGGGUUGGAUUUUUUUAAACAUGCACAGAAUUUUUGGCUUCCAAUAAAGUAUCUAAUCAAAAACACUAAAACACAAA